Prinia subflava (tawny-flanked prinia) is the source of this 4832-nucleotide messenger RNA. It is a transcript of the gene RAB39A, whose product is annotated as RAB39A, member RAS oncogene family. Gene Ontology annotation, molecular function: GTPase activity; GTP binding. The record is from RefSeq and is a predicted model, not a curated record. Gene Ontology annotation, biological process: phagosome-lysosome fusion; vesicle-mediated transport; Rab protein signal transduction. Lineage: Eukaryota; Metazoa; Chordata; Aves; Passeriformes; Cisticolidae. Gene Ontology annotation, cellular component: Golgi apparatus. The transcript has 2 exons. Bases 375 to 1124 code for a protein of 249 amino acids.
GGAGGGCCCGCCUGGCCGCGCACAUGACGGCACGGUGGGAGGGCGGCCCCGGCGGGCGGCUCGGCCGCGCCACCGCCCAGCGGGCGGCAGAGGCGGCCCCAGCGGCGGCGGCAGGGCCGGGGCAGCGGGAGCAGCCGGGGCAGCGGGGGCGCGGCCGGAGCGGGGCAGCGCGGUGCUGAAGGGACAGCGCCCGCCGCGCCCCGCCCCGCCCGGGCAGCCGGCGGGGACCACGGCGCGGAGCCGCGGGAGCGGGGCGGGGGUCCCCGGCUCCCAGCCCCCGCCCGGAGCGGCGGGCGCGGGGGCUCCGUCCUGCCCCCGCGGGAGCGGCGCCCCGGGCCCCGCGCAGCGCCCGCCGCCGCCCGCCCGCCGCGCCGAUGCCGGGCGUGGGGGCGAUCGGGGCGCGGUGCAGGCACCGGCCGCGCAGGAGCCCCAGAAAAAGCCCCAAGGCGGAGCCGGGCCAGGCCGGGGCCGCCAUGGACGCGGCGAUCUGGAUCUACCAGUUCCGGCUGAUCGUGCUGGGCGACUCCACCGUGGGCAAGUCCUGCCUCUUGCACCGCUUCACCGAGGGCCGCUUCCCGGGGCCGCUUCACUCCGACCCCACCGUGGGGGUGGACUUCUUCUCCCGGCUGGUGGAGAUAGAGCCCGGCAAGAGGGUCAAGCUGCAGCUCUGGGACACGGCGGGGCAGGAGCGGUUCAGAUCAAUAACACGCUCUUAUUAUCGCAAUUCUGUGGGUGGCCUGCUAGUGUUUGACAUCACAAAUCGACGAUCUUUUGAACAUGUGAAGGACUGGCUGGAAGAAGCAAAAAUGCACGUGCAGCCCUUUCAGAUUGUGUUCCUAUUAGUAGGACACAAAUGUGACCUAGUGUCACAGCGCGAGGUUACAAGAGAAGAAGCUGAAAAGCUGUCAUCUGACUGUGGUAUGAAAUACAUAGAAACUUCAGCAAAAGAUGCCACAAAUGUCGAAGAGUCCUUUACAAUCCUCACACGAGACAUCUAUGAACUUGUAAGAAAUGGAGAAAUCUCAAUACAAGAUGGAUGGGAAGGCGUCAAGAGCGGCUUUGUUCCAAAUGUUGUACAUUCAUCAGAAGAAGCUGUAAAGCCCAGGAGACAGUGCAACUGCUGAGGCUGUAGCAUGCCAAAGAGCCCAUGGGGUGUUUAGAAGAUGAUGCCAAUCUAAAUGACAGAAAAAUCAUUUUGAAACAAUAUUAGAUCAUGACAUAGCUGAAUCAUAGAACGGUAAUUUGGUUUUGUAUCCUUCUGUCUGGGUUAUAAUCCAUAACACUUUAAGUGCUUUUUUUCUUUACAGAGUACAAUAACUGUGUGUGGUCUUCAGGAAAAGAAAUUAUUUAUUGAGAAAGGGAAAACUAAUUCUGUAGCAAGACACUGAGAAAGUGCAAUAAUCAUCAUGACAGCGUCCUCGCUCGGGCUUUGUAUUUUGAGUACUGUUUAAAAUCAAGUCUUGUUAGUUGAGGAUCAGAUGAGCUCAUUACUUUUGUUCAUCCUGCCUUAGCUUUAGACAAGAAAACAUUAUACCUUAUACUUUUUAAUGUGAUUCUUUAUGUAAGUGCAGGGUUGCUAAUGACCAUUAAAUUUUAGAAUGCUGUAGAAUUUGAUAACAAAGAUAACUGUAAUGAAAGCAAACUGAGAGAUUGCUCCAAUAGCGAACACUUUUGAUAUGACAAUGAAUACAAGCCUUACUAAAGAAAAAGAACGUUUUAGAAAAGAUUAUUUAUUUGUAUAAAAAGUAGGGAAUAGAAACAAUGGAAUUUAUUAUUAAAUAUUUUCUGAAUUGCCAACAUCACAUAGGAUCCAGCUGUUAUGUGACUUGUAUACAAAACAGCCUCCCAGCCACUGGAGUUACCUUUCAGGGCCAGAUCCCCAGCUGGGUAAUUAUCAUUGUCACACUGAUGCCUAUGGAAUUAUGUUAAUUUACACAAACAAAUUCCAUAUUAGCUUUAAAAAAAUAAACCUACUUCAAACCAGAAGUAAAGAAGUUUAAAAGUGCUGCAACCCAUGGGAACCCAGGCCUUAUAUUUGAAUAGGGUAAGGACAGUUUUAUUCUUAGCCAGCAAAUGUUAAACUGUUGUUUAAAAAUUGAAGCUUUUAAACUAAAACCAUUACAAAUAGAGCAUUUGGAGAGGAAAGGAUUUCUGAAGUAAUGCUUAUCUACAGAGAGCAAAGUUAGAGAACUCCUAUUCUAAGAAAGAAACCCAUAAUAAUUUUAGUAACAACAAUAGGAGAAAUCUGUGAUCAUGUAGCAUUUUACUGAGCUUGGAGUCAUCUUCCUACUCCUCUGAAUAUAACACACACUAGCUUUAUGCAAACUAGGUCUAGCAUGUAAAUACCAAAUAAAUCUAUUUCUAUUUUACUGUACCAGUAUAAAAGACGACUUGAUCUCCAGAGUUAAUAAGCAGCUACAAUUUAUCUGGCAUAUUCAUAACCACCAAACAUCAAGCCAGUUAUCUUCAUAUAGAAGUGUGUUAUCCUGUACAAUCCUCCUUUAUCAAGAUCAGGCAACAAGUCUAUCUAAUCUAAUUUUCUUCUUCAAGAAGCAUAUGAUUAGUUUUCUCUCAGGUUACCUUUACGUUCUUUUACAAUUGUUUUUCAAAUAAUUUGUUGUAUGGGUACAGGUUGUCUGGUUUCAGUUACUUUAUACAAUUAGGUCAACUGAAAUCAUUGACUUCAAAGGGAAUUAAAAGUUUAAGUUUGUCUAAAGCAUGAGCCUUACUUGCACUGAGGGAUAGUUACAGUAUCAUGGAACGAUACAGAGGCCUUAAUAUAAACAGGAAUCAGCCUUAAUUCAUUAGCACAUAGAACAAUUAAUUCUAGUCUCAGCAUGCCACAAUUGCUGUGAGCCUGAUUCUCUAUUAAACUACAUGUAUUGACACCAAAUCAACUUUGUUUGGAGGGUAUUUUAAGCCCUCUUCACAAAGUAAACAUGACUACAGAUGCCAAAAGGUAGUGAAGAAUCAGGCUGUGUGCAUUUGACACUGAUUCCCUUGUGAUAUGAGGCUUAUGUUGUGCAUCUCAGAAGAGCUCUUUGUUGUUUAAUCACCUUCUAUAUCUCAAAUAUAGGGCUGAUUGUUCUUCCUCAAAUUCACAAAGACUGCUGAGACCAAAUCAGUGUAUAUGAUCUUCAGUCCUGGACUCAGUCCUCUGUGUGCUACCUGGUUUUUCAUGUUUAGCACCAUGGGGAUGUGGAUACUGGUUUCUUAUGACAUACCCAAAUAACUACAACAACAAAAAAUUAAAACAGCCUUAUAAGUGCCAGGUAUUGCUGUGAAUUUACAUUUCAUUGCAUAUUUCUUUAUUUUUAGAUUAAAAUCUUGUAUCUUAAAUUUUUCUUCCUGAAUACUCUGGAGCAAAUGAGCUUUUCAUUCUGUAUGAAAAAAAAAAAGGUUGUAUUAGGGGGAAAAGGGCUGGGAGAAGAGGGGAGUGGAGGGGAGGUAUGCACAGAGAAAUAAACAAUCAUCAGAACAGAGCCUUAAUCUCUGUUGUCAAUGUCGUACCUGUGGUGUCACAUUUAUUACACUGGGAAUAGAGUUUUUAACCAGAUUCAACUGUGUAAGGAACUGGUAUUGGCAAUGCAAAUAGAAGUUCACUACAUUUUAAAGUACUGUGCACAUAGUUGUCUUAUUUGUAAUUCCUAAAAAUGUAGGUUAACAUGUACUUUCAAACAUUGUCUGUCUUUAUGAUAUAUUAAACCACUACUGUAUCUUCUCACUACACACUUGCAGUUGAUAGAAAUGUCUGAUAAAUUGAUAAUUUGUCAAAAUGUAUCAUUUUCCUUUCAGAAGUUUAGCAACAUGAUAUGUAAGUAACAGCUUGAAUAAGCUGUAGAGUGGGUUACAGUUCAGUGCAUGUAUAUUAUUUUUCCCCUCGAGGAAGUAUAAAUAUUGACAAUAGAAAAAAAUUCCAGAAAUUGCAGGAAUUACAUAAUCUUACUUGGUUGCCAAAUUAAAAAAAAUAAAAUAUUUAAUAAGAAAACACAAACUUUGCAAAUUAAGAUUUAAUUAAUCCCAGUUAUUAAAUAGAAAAUGUUGAAAAACCUUGGCAGAGGUUUUAUUUGGAUUCAUAGGCCUAGCAAAUGAAUGGAUAAAAGGUAUUGUUUUGGACUCCUAAAAUGAUUAAACUUUCAUUGCUUUUAUUUUAAGUCUGUUAACAAAGAGUAAAUAUCUUCCUCUACUCAUUAAAACACUUUACACAUUAAUUAAGAUAUUUUGGCUUGUUCAUAAUUGUAUCUGUCCCAUGUAAGAAGCAGAAACUGGCCUCAUACCUUAGGAAUCAACCAAGGAAAAGAUCUGGAGGUGGAAAAUGUUUGGUUUUUUUAAUUUAUGCCUUCAUUAUGGAAUAGACUCAGCGAUCUAACUUCAAACUGGCGACUGUCGUGUGCUCACAGAAAAUGAUGCAGGCUUGAGUGAGCCCCCAGGCACACUGUGCUGCCCUGUGCUGAGAUCCCUUCUGCUUCAGACAAACAGCUACUGGUGCCCAAGCUGUCUGUCUGAAAGCGAGGGUGAGCGGAUGCCCAUGAUCACAGAUAUUUCAGUCUCAGCUUUUCAGCUCCCUUAGGGAGGACAUGCUUCAUUGCCCUCUUUUUACAUAAUUAACAUCCAGGAUGAGUGCUUUUUCCCUCACUGAAGACCCCGGCACAACGGGAGCUCCUCAAAGUCUCCUUUGCUUUUUACACAGAGCUGGCACAGCGAUUUCAGCAGCCUUUAGUCAGUCUUGAAGAAAAGAAGGAAGGCUGAGGGUUUAUUCUCUGCAUGUGCAUGGAACCUUACCACAAACAUGGUGGGCUGUUUAAGAAAUCAUUAAAUACCAAAAAACAAUU